Molecule: messenger RNA, 252 nt
Organism: Adineta ricciae
Lineage: Eukaryota; Metazoa; Rotifera; Eurotatoria; Adinetida; Adinetidae
Source: the annotation of a GenBank genome assembly
AUGGUAAUCACACGCUGCAAUGAAUUACUACGAAUGCAAUAUUUGAUGAACUACAAGUAUAAACUCUCUUUACAUUACAGUGUCAAGAAAUCAUGGACGCAGUCAAAGCUGAAACAAGAAAAGGCUAAUGAUCCAAGCGUGAAGCCAAGCGAACGUUUGGAUGCUCAAUUUGAUGCAGAUAAAGCUGCCUGCAAAGCAGCAGAACAUCAUGCGAAAGCUGAACUUCAUCAUGCUAAACAUGUUGCCGACUAA